Molecule: messenger RNA, 5045 nt
Organism: Trichomycterus rosablanca
Lineage: Eukaryota; Metazoa; Chordata; Actinopteri; Siluriformes; Trichomycteridae
Gene: rnf169
Product: ring finger protein 169
Exons: 6
Coding region: 55-2007 (650 amino acids)
Biological process (GO): double-strand break repair
Cellular component (GO): site of double-strand break; nucleus
Molecular function (GO): ubiquitin-protein transferase activity; metal ion binding; nucleosome binding
Source: RefSeq, a predicted model, not a curated record
CAGCUACCGUCAGUAUGAACGCUGGGCGUGGUUUGUUUUCAAAGCGAGAAGUGAAUGAAAAUGGCGGCGGCGGGAUGCACUAAGUCCGCGGGUGAUUUGGGACAGAGAGAUAGAACCAGGCCUUCUUCUGUCUCUUCUCAGAACCAUGUUCGGUCUCUCAGUCUGGAGGAAGCCCGCUGUCCGGUGUGUUCGGAAAUAUUGCUGGAACCGGUCACUAUGCCAUGCGGACACUCGGUGUGUCUGCACUGUUUCAGGAGGACGGUUGAGUUUAGCGGUCUGUGCUGUCCGUCCUGCCGGCUACGUGUCUCUAGCUGGGCCCGGAAUAAACAAUCCCGGGAGAAGAGCCUGGUGAACACCGAGCUGUGGGACCGGGUGCGGCAGAGUUACCCUGAAAAAUGCGGUCGCAGAUUGCGGCAGAGGGACCGAGGAGCUCCUGUGGAAGAUGUUUUCUGUUCACCUACUGUGCCAUUUAAGACGGGAGAAAUACAUCAGGAUAAUGAAAAACAAAACAAAAAGAUAACCACAGCUGAAGAAAUGGAAGAGAGAGUAAAGAAAAAGCCUAAGCAUAGAAAGGGGGAAUGUGGACUACUGCAGGAAUCUUCUUUUGGACUGCUGUCAAACUCUGAGAAUGAAGAGCCCAUGCGAAUGAGAACCCGACACGCCUCAGCAUUCGUGCACAGAACAAGAACCAGGUUAACCUCAGGAUUCAGCAGAGGUUUUCACAACAGUGUAGUGCAAAGGAGCCAAAGUUGUACUGACUCUGAGGAAGGGAGGAGAAAAAUCAGAGCACGAGUUCACCUUUCUCUGCCAGAGAAGGUAGGCCUGAAGGCCAGCAUUGUUCAUAGUUUUAACGCUGGAAUCCUGCUAUCCUCUGAGAACAGUCGUUCCUUCUCAGCACCCAUUCUUCCUCUUGACAAGAAGCAUCAGUGGCGCUCCAUCUUGUCUUCCCCUGUUUCCUCUUUGGUGCCUCACACUAAACCGGAGAGGUCCGUCAGCCCAGAGAGCAAUGACAGCAUCUCAGAGGAGCUGAACCACUUCAAGCCUAUUGUUUGUUCACCAUGCACGCCACCCAAAAGGCUCCCAGAUGGCCGGCUAAUGAAGCCCACGAUAGUGAAGUCCACUCCCAGGAACCUGACCCAAAGCCUGCAAAAAAGCACCAGCUAUGAAGCCAGUCCUAGUAUCCUACAGAAGUGGAAGCAGGUUGAGUUAGAUCGGCAGUGCGUCAAGUUCGCAUCAAAAGGGACUAUCACCAGCCCGGUGGCGGAGGAUUUAGGAAUCUUACAGAGCUCUGAGGAAGACCGGGGGAACAAAUCAUGUAGCUGUGCUUUAGCAGAGAUAGACUUGCAUUGCACAUGUGCUGGAAAUAAACACUUAUACGAAAAGGAGAAGGAAAAGUCCUUGCUGCACAAUAAGCGUAGGUUGAUAUUCGAUCAUUGUAGCAAAAAUGAAGACUUUCAAUCUGCAAAUGCACUUCAUACACAAACUGCACUUGGUUUUUCUGAUAUUCCCAAGUUGUAUAACGCUUGUGAAGCACAUUACUCACCACCAGAACAGACUAAAUUUGCUAAACCACCCAUGAUGGACAAACGUGCAGGUAUAACCCCGAACCAGGGAUCAAAAGAUGUUCAGGACUUUAGGAAUGAGCUGACUGUCAUGAAUCUGCGUAACAGACCUACCUCCAGACGGGGCAAAAAGAGGAGCCAGAAAACCAAACAUUUGGAAGAGACUGGAAUAGUAAAAAUAGCUAGAACAGAAAGCUAUGAUUGCUGGGGAAAACAGCAUGGAGAGAAAAAUUUGCAUGUUGAUCGGACCCACCAAGAAAUAAAAGACAGAGAAUUGGCACUAAAACUACAAAGACAGUUUGAUAAAGAGUGCCACAUAAUAGAAAGGCAUAAGAUGAGUUCUGAUAAAUAUUCUCUACGAUCCUGGGUAUGUAUAGAUAGUAUUUCCAAUCCACGUAGGUCUGGAAGACUUUCUAGAAAGAUUAAACACUUUAAUUAUAAGUAAUAAAUCAUGAUAGUCAGUUUAGUUAUCCCAUGCAAGGAUCGAAAACCCAUUUUACACUCAUAACCUGUUUAUAUAACCGGAUUUACACUUAAGAUAUCAGUUACACACAAUGUAAGGUAGCCUGUUACCAAUUCAAUACUAAUGAAAUGUACUUUUCAAACACUUGUUUGUUACUAUUAUACAUCUAUAUGAUGGUGCUUUCCGAGUGAUUCAAGAAAAAAAUAACCUGUAAAUGAAUCAAUGUUAGAAAAUUGUUAUGGGAUUUUUUUUAUUUUGUUUUUGUCUCAUUUUUUCCCAAUUUAGUGUUGUCAAUUUGUCUUCUGCUGCUAGGGAUCCCCGAUUUGUCGCAGUUAAGGAGGGUAUAUUGCUGCUCACGCCUCUUCCGACCCGCGCGCAGCCCUUAACGGAACCCUUUUCCACCCAUGCAUUCUGCACAGGCGCCUCUAUCCACCAAUCAGGGUCCUUACACAGCGUUUGAAGACCCCGCCCACAUAUUCCGGUCAUCCCUUCCUGCAGGCACUGCCAAUUAUGCCCGCUAGAUGGUGCCCAGCCGACCGGUGGCAACGCCGAGUUUCGAACCAAGGAGUUCAGAAUCUCGGCGCUGGUGUGCUAGCGGAAUAUCCCGCUGCGCCACCUGGGUGCCUGGAUUUUUGUUUUUAAAUCCUCAAAUUUUACAUGGGGAGAAUUACGUGGGGGUUAUCAGUUGGCACUCAGAUUCUUUUCUUUUUAUUCUAUCUGACAUGAUCAUGCUACCAUUUAUAAUAGGACUGUGUGAUCCAUGUCUGACAAAAUUACAGCAUCUUUUGUAACUAUUAUAAAAUAAGCUAUAAAUAUCCUCAGGUAAUAAAUAUUCAAUAGAAUUUGAUGUUGUUGAACGUUCCCUCAUCAUUUAUUUCUUUUCUUUUCUUUCUUUUUUUUGACCAAGGUUUGGUCUUAUUAAAAAACACUGAAAAAUACAUUAUUAAUAGUAAUGUAAUCUUGAAAGACCUGUUUGACAAAGGACUGCUGUGUUAAUGAAUAAAUGUGGAUAACAGCUUACCUACAGGUUUAUGGCCCUAUAGCCUCAUACGUACAUGUUAUGAUUAACCAUUCUCCUAUUAGAAUAGUUGCUAUUUAUAUUUCCUCGUUUUUACUUGCCUCUCUAAGCAUCAUAACUGCUCAUGUGUCAUAGUUAUGUUCACACACGAGCUAAGGAUACCCAGCAUUUGUUUAGUAGGUUUGUCGAUUUGCCAGGCAUUUACCAGUAUUGUACUUUAAACUUACCGUUAAAUAUCCGGUUAAAGGUGUAUAUGUGAAUGGGGUGUUCGUAACAGACAGUGAUGCUUCAUACCUUUUCUUUUUAAAAACAGUUAUUUGAUGAAUACCUAGCUCUUUUUUGCUUUGCAGAAUAUUAUAAUAGCUGACCAGUAGGAAAAGAGGAUUCAAUGGCCCAGAGUGGUCCCUUGUGCCCCUGUCUACUUGUGAUCCCUGGAUUUGUCUCCACCUUACCCUUCUUUACGGUGUUGUUAUUAUUAUUCUCUUUAGUAUUAUUUUUUGUUUUUCAUUUUGCUUCUAAAUGCUAAAAGCCUCAUCAUGACCUUAUUAUCCAUAUAAAAGUAUCUCUAGGAAAGUAUAAAAAUUAACCUUAAUACAUUGUGUUAUGACUAUAAAUUACAUGUGGGUGAUACUUCUAUACAUUUUCAUGAUACACUGGAUGAAUCCCAAUAUGUAGUUCAGACUUUCAGACGUUUCUUUAUUACAAUUGCUUAAAUUUUGAUACAAGCACUAAAGUCCGACAAUGCUUAGGUAGCUCAGAAAAGAAUCAUAAAAUUAAUAUAUUUUGACCUUGUAUCUUUAUCACCCACCAGUUACUAAAUAUUAUAUAUAAUGACUAUUAACUUUAAGAAGUUUUAGAAGCACUAACCUAAAAACAUUUAGUGUAGUAUUUAUUAGCAGAUAUCCUCUUCAAUUUUACUGACUCAAAGAUUUGUCCAAGAGACACAGAUAUUGCCUUUGCUUCAAGGAUUUAAUGUAUAUUUAUUUUGAAAGGUUCUGACGGACGUUGCUUUAAGUUAUUCUCAAAGCAACAUUUUACAAUGUUAAUUAAAAUGGUUAGAAUUUUUAUUGUUUGCAUGUUUUUGAUUUCUUCUGUAUAUUACAUUUGAUUUGUCUGGACACUUGCAUAUCAUAAGAAAAGCUUCUGGGAAGGUUUUACCAAAAUGCUUGACAUUUAAUUAAAUUAUUAAAUAUUGCACUAUACAGACAAGCAUACUGCAUAUAUUUUUAUAAUCGCUAUAAUCCUUUUUGCAAAUAAUAAAUCUAGCAAUUUCUUACUAUUAUCAAUGUCGUGCCAAAAUUGCUGAUUUUUCACCUGAACGGUUGAAACCCUCAUAAAAGUUUUGUUUUCUCUACACUUUAAGAAGACAAAUUCUAUAUAUUUUUAUUCAGUACUGUAUGAUGGAUUGUACAUAAUGUUAAGAUUUUAGACAUUUAAGACGAGUUUCAACCAGAUGUUUUGCAGUUCAUGCAGAAAAAGUAAAGAAUGAAUCUGUCUCAUCUUGAUUUCUCUGACUGUUAAUAGAAUUGAAUGUGUUUGGUUUGCAUGUUUAAAUUGCAUUCAAAGAAUGUUUUGUAUGCUUAAAAAGUGUGACUGGCAGGAACCCCAGGCUUUUCACCCCAGGCUGUGUGCUGUUACUUUGCUCAACACUAAUACUAAGCAUUACAAGCCAAAAAAAAAACAAAAAAAACAAGCAUAACAGCAUAUUAAUACAAAAACAGAUGAACAUCUUUUCCACGACCACAGGAUGUGUCUUUCGACAUGGUUGUUUAACAAAUGAGAAGCUACUCACUGCAUCAGUUAGGGUUAAAUAACUUGUUGCCAGCUGAAACAUAACCACCCAUGCAGUAAUUAUCCAAUGGGAGGCUCUUACCUAUUUGCUUAGUUAAAUCCAGGUGGCGACCUUUUUUUUGGCCAGGCAGUGUAUGACUUACUAUACCUCUUAUUCUGGUGAUUUUAACAUCUGCAGGCCUGUAAUAAAAUGCUCUUGUGAAAAUUCCAA